AUGAGGACGACGCCCAAGCCUGGACAACACCCAGUCGCAACCACGACGAACUUGAACACCCCAGGUCACGAAUUUCCGGGCUCAUAUCCCAGGGAACUCGAGCAAGAGAAAUCCCGCGGCGAUGGGUCUGAAGGCCCUGCGGCUGGCGCCUCAGUUGUUCAAACCGCGAAGCAGUACAUGCCGGAACCUGUGGGGCGCACGGUCGACUAUGCUAGUAAGACAGCAGCUGCAUACAUUCCUAUUCCUCAGGGCGUCAAGAAAACAGUGGCUUCCUACUGGUAUUCUCAGCCUAAAGCGACUCAGUCUGAGUUGGACCAACAUCUGUCUACUUCUCUUCCAAGUUCAGAGUUAAAGGGCGCCCAGCCUCAUGAACACGUUGGCGGUGUUGGUUCCCUGCCAGGAACUAUCUCAGAAUCAAGUGUCGCCUUACUACCCGAUGAACGGGCAGAGAAAGAUGCUCAAAGACCGGUAAAAUUGGCAAAGGACGAGUCUCAAACACAAGGUGAUAACCAGGCCAAGAGUGCCGCCUAUCCUUCCGGUGCUGCUGCGGUUGCUGCGAAGCCAGAGGUAAGUACGACUAUGUUUGUUUCCACCUUGAUGUCUCUUCCUUUUCUUCGCGAUUAUGGGACGCAGAUGGAGCCUCAGCAACUGGACAAAUCACCUACUCAGCAAACGGAUCAGUAUCCCGCAAAGCUUUCUGAUCCAAAGUCUAUGUCUGUUGAUAACACUCCAAAGCACGAAGUGCUGGAAGAGCAACGUUCGCUCGAGACUGAGACAGCUGGUGUUGGCGGAACUGCCACAGGAGCGGCUCAAAUACGUGAUCAACCACCAAGCGAGACAACAGAGAGUCAGGCAGCCAAAACUGCCGUUGUGGGAAGUGCAGGAGGUUACGAUACCGAUUACCACCCGGCAAAGUUGCAUCCGCCGCCCGUUCAAGUUGGUGAAAGCACGAGCCAGGCGAAAGCUCAGCCUGACUCUCCCGUGUCGCCGGCAUCUGCGCCUCCAGCGAGCGUUGCAGACAGCUCUAAGGAACAUCGAGUGAGUUUCCUGGAUAAACUCCGAGGUGAGGCCAAGGUAAUCGCUGGGAAGAUGACUGGCAAGGAGGAUAAAGUGGAAGAGGGCAAACGGAUAAUGCAUGGCGAAGUGUAA
Molecule: messenger RNA, 1149 nt
Organism: Suillus plorans
Lineage: Eukaryota; Fungi; Basidiomycota; Agaricomycetes; Boletales; Suillaceae
Exons: 4
Coding region: 1-1149 (382 amino acids)
Source: RefSeq, a predicted model, not a curated record